AUGGCAAUCCAGGACACAUCAAUCCCAGUUUUCACUGCUGGUGGGUCAGCCGAAGUGGGAAAGGCUGUCAAAGAAGGUCUCCUUCCCGAGUAUGAUGUUAUUCAUCUCUCCCUUUCCGUUGAGUCUGUGAAAGAAGACCUCCCUCGUAUCCUUCGCGGCGAACACGUUAUACCCUCUUCCGGUCUUGGUUCCAACUUAGACCGUCCAGCGGAUGCCCAAAGGCUUCCAAAACUAUUGGUUGCGGGGGGUGGCUUUUCAGCAGAGGAAUUUGAGGAUAUGAAAAACUCAAUCGAUUUGACAGCUGGUGGAAAACUCACGGGUAGCCAGAUUCCCUUGUGGGUCGAAAGAAAUGUGGUGGCAGGCCCGCCAAAAGGACCAGGCGGGAAGCCAAUUGAUAUCAAGCUGCCAUCCGGCGAGUUCUCACCCGCGUUCGUUGGUGUAGUUGUCGCUAAUGCGAGGGCGAAGCUGGACGAAGCGGCAAGAGAGAAUGGGCUAAUUUAG
This is a messenger RNA of Orbilia oligospora ATCC 24927, 501 nucleotides long. RefSeq lists its product as uncharacterized. The coding region runs from base 1 to 501 and encodes 166 amino acids. Lineage: Eukaryota; Fungi; Ascomycota; Orbiliomycetes; Orbiliales; Orbiliaceae. The record is from RefSeq and is a predicted model, not a curated record. The transcript is spliced from 2 exons.